AUGUCUCCCGCUCCACCCAAAACCCUCUCCACGGUCCGCGCCUUCGACGGCGUCCUCCACAGGUUCCAACACGACUCCGGUGUCCUUAAAUCCUCUACGGUUUUCUCCGUGUACGUCCCGGACACAGACGAUCAACAACUGCCAGUCAUCUAUUACCUCAGUGGACUCACGUGCACCGAUGAGAACUGCGCGCAGAAAGGGUGCGCGUUCGGUCCGUUGCGCGAGCGCGGCGUCGCGAUGGUGUUCCCGGACACGUCACCGCGCGGGGAGGGGACGCCGGACGACGCUGCGUACGACAUGGGCCAAGGCGCGGGGUUCUACGUAGAUGCCACCGAAGGCGUUUGGGCAGAGCGGUUUCAAAUGUAUAGUUACAUCGUCGAUGAGCUCCCGGAAACGCUGAAAGCGUGUGGGCUACCGCUCAAUUUAAACGCUUGCUCGAUCACGGGGCACUCCAUGGGUGGACAUGGGGCGCUUACGAUCGCUUUGAGGAACCCGGGACGGUUCGCCUCGGUUUCAGCCUUUGCUCCUAUCGCGAAUCCAACAGCAGAGGAUUGUCCGUGGGGACAGAAGACGCUAGGGGCGUACUUGGGGAGCGCGUCGUCGGAUAAAGCGAAAUUACACGACGCGACGGAGCUCGUUAAGUCGUGUGAGGGGUUCUCGGCGCCGAUUUUGAUCGAUCAAGGGGCGUCGGAUAAUUUUUACAAGACGCAGCUCCAUCCCGAGCGCUUCGUCGACGCCGCCAAGGCGAAGGGAUUGGAUGUUACGUAUCGCUUACACGAGGGGUACGAUCACUCGUAUUUCUUUGUCUCCACGUUCAUGCGCGAUCACAUCGAGUUUCACGCUCGUGCGCUUAAAAAGUGA
Ostreococcus tauri is the source of this 861-nucleotide messenger RNA. RefSeq names its product S-formylglutathione hydrolase. The coding region runs from base 1 to 861 and encodes 286 amino acids. The record is from RefSeq and is a predicted model, not a curated record. Gene Ontology annotation, biological process: formaldehyde catabolic process. Gene Ontology annotation, molecular function: S-formylglutathione hydrolase activity. Gene Ontology annotation, cellular component: cytosol. Lineage: Eukaryota; Viridiplantae; Chlorophyta; Mamiellophyceae; Mamiellales; Bathycoccaceae. The transcript has a single exon.